This is a messenger RNA of Pygocentrus nattereri (red-bellied piranha), 1645 nucleotides long. RefSeq names its product cyclin P (gene ccnp). Lineage: Eukaryota; Metazoa; Chordata; Actinopteri; Characiformes; Serrasalmidae. Gene Ontology annotation, molecular function: cyclin-dependent protein serine/threonine kinase regulator activity. The record is from RefSeq and is a predicted model, not a curated record. The transcript is spliced from 10 exons. Gene Ontology annotation, cellular component: centrosome; cyclin-dependent protein kinase holoenzyme complex; cytoplasm. The coding region runs from base 253 to 1380 and encodes 375 amino acids. Gene Ontology annotation, biological process: mitotic cell cycle phase transition; regulation of cyclin-dependent protein serine/threonine kinase activity.
CUCUUCUGGGCAGGCUUUGCAAUAGAUGUUGAACAUUGCUGUGAGGAUUUUAUUGAGCUCAUGUGCUGGUGUUGGACGGUUCUGCGACUGCGGUGCCGUUUAACCCUCAGAACUCCCAACAUUAAACUUUCCUAGACCGACUGUGAGGAAAAGUUCCACCGGUGGAGGCGCAGAAACCCAGUGUGAGCCCUGGCGUGGUCAGGACCCUCAUGGACCCUCACAGAGCAGGCUGAAGAGCGCCCCCCACUGAGGAUGUGGGCGAACAUUUGCGGGGCGAGAGAGCGGCGGAGCUGCCCCGAUGGAGAUGAGUGGAGACAACAGCACAGAGACAGACAGACUGACCGCAGACGACAGAGCAGUGACUGCAGAUGGGUGUGGAGGCCGCUGCUAUGUGAGGAUGAUGGGGUCCUCCUGGAUUAUUCCCAGAACAGCUCAGUCAGUCCAGUGGAAAGUUUUGAGCAGGAGGCUGUGCUAAACCACCUUCACAGCCUGCAUGUGGCACCAUCUCUCAGGGAGCUGCUGCCUGGCCUACUGCACAGAGAGGUGGAGGUGGCUAUGGAUAACCUGGGCCUCCUCUAUGAUCGGACCUACGCCUGGGAUGUCUUCUCAGACAUGAUGAGGAGUCAACUGCGUUGCGCGCUGCCGAGCGCCGAGCUGCCAUGGCCAUUCUCUGAGAACACGCGCGCAAUCCUGGUGGACUGGCUCAUUCAGGUUCAUGAGGUGUUUAAUUUCUCGGAGGAGACUCUGUACCUGGCCAUUCACCUGCUGAACCGAGCUCUCAGGUGUGUUAAAGUCUCGGUGUCCAGCCUGCAGCUGCUGGGCGUCACCUGCCUCUUCAUCGCCGCCAAGAAGGAGGAGUGUUUACUGCCAGAGGUGUCUGAGCUGUGUUAUCUGAUGGCAAACGCGUACAGCAAGAAGCAGUUCCUGCGGAUGGAGCGGCGGGUCCUGGGUGGUCUUCAGUUUGAGCUGUUUCACUGCCCACCGAUUCACUUCCUGCUGCUGUCUGCUUACAUCGCACACUGCAGCGACAAGGUGGUGUGUAUGGCGCGGUAUCUGCUGGAGCUCUCCCUGUUGGAGGGUCAGUGUGUGGUGUAUUUGCCUGCUCAGCUGGCUGGUGCUGCGCUCCGCCUCGCCCGCAGGCUGCUGCAGGACACGCCCACACCUGAGACUGAGACGGCCUGGUGCAUCGCCUCCACCAUCCACGUAGGCAGUGAGGCGACUCUGUGCAGUAUAAUGCAGAUCAUGGCCGCGGCUGCUGCUCGAGCGUCCAGCCGGGAAAGUCGUGCAACGUUCGUAAAGUACUCCACCCCAGAAACACUGCAGGUCAGCUUGCACCCCACGCUGAACGGCGCCCCCUGCCUGCUGGGCCUGCCGACCUGACCUUCGCCUGCCUGAGGGGCCUGGGGUCCAGCCUGAGGAGGAGGGCAGUAACCACGGUAACGUCUGAUUCAGCUGUGCGGCCUCUGUGGACUGAUGUGCUGCGUCAGAUGAUCCUGAUGAGGGUGGAGGAGCGUCUGCUCAGGUGUGUUCGGUGAACAGAUUAACCGAGGGGCUGAUUUGGACAUGCACUUCAGAAUCCAACGGGUUUGUUCUAAGUGUUUUAUAUGGGAAAAAAUAAUAAAUCAAAUUCUUAAUUGUGAUCAUC